AUGCCACCGCGCAAGUCCACCUCAUCCGUCACACCCGCUGACCCAGACGAGUCAACGCAGUUGUCCCCAACCCAGCAGCAGCCUGAAAAGAACAUCACGGCAACAGAACAGCAGCUCAAGGCGCGCGCGGAGCUGGGUGUCAGCGUUGAGGACUACCUGCUGCCGCGCUCGCUGACGAUACGACUGGCUAAAGCGGCGCUGCCGCCGAACACGACUAUCCAGAAGGAUGCCGUGCUGGCUAUUCAGAAGGCAGCGACGGUGUUUGUGUCGUAUCUCUCGUCUCAUGCCAACGAAUCUACCCUCAAACGCACCGUCGCACCGGCAGACGUGCUAGCCGCGCUCUCGGAGCUAGAAUUCGACUCUUUCCGUCCGCGUCUCGAGCAGGAACUCGAAGCGUACAUGCAGAGCAAAGCCGACAAGCGGAAGCCGAAGAAAACCGAGGGAGAAGAAGGGGCGGCCGAGGGCGCGGCUGCGACGUCUACUGAGACUGGCGUUGCGGGGGCUGCGCCUGUUCGGGACGACGGGGACGUGGAGAUGGAGGAUAACCCUGCCAAGCGGGUGAAGAGAGAUGAAGGGGAUGGUGUUGCGGGGCAGGGUGUUGUUGAUGAGGAUGAGACGCAGGAGGAGGAAUUAGAAGAUGAGGACGAAGAAGAGGAAGAGGAGGAGGAGCAAGAGGAAGAUGAAGGGGAGGAGCGGGCUGAGGGACGUGGACACGAGGAUGAUAUUGAUCACGUCGAGGAUCUAGAUCGGGAUCCGCGCCAGCGUGGGAUGAUGGAUCCUGAUGCUGAUGAGACGGAUGAGGAUGACGGGCCGGCGAGCCAGUUGCGCGAUAAUUUGGGAUUGGGUUAA
Messenger RNA from Penicillium lagena, 849 nucleotides. RefSeq lists its product as uncharacterized. Bases 1 to 849 code for a protein of 282 amino acids. The transcript has 3 exons. Gene Ontology annotation, cellular component: CHRAC; epsilon DNA polymerase complex. Gene Ontology annotation, biological process: heterochromatin formation; leading strand elongation; DNA damage response. Gene Ontology annotation, molecular function: chromatin DNA binding; protein heterodimerization activity. NCBI's taxonomy places the organism in Eukaryota, Fungi, Ascomycota, Eurotiomycetes, Eurotiales, Aspergillaceae. The record is from RefSeq and is a predicted model, not a curated record.